AACUUGACAGGACAGUGCAAAAAAAAAGCUCUUAGCCAGCUUCUAAACUGGUGUGAUGGGAAUACCUUAAACAAAUGCUCCUGUGAUUAUGGGCCAUUUCAUGAACAAUCUUUACAAAACAACUACCUGACUUUUAUUGCAUUGGAUUCUGAGAAGAUCACAAAGUUUUCAUUUUGUGCUUUUUUCUGCUUGUUUUAAUUUCUUUAAUAUUGUCCAGGUGACCCCGUAACUGUGACUGCCUUUAUACAUGUGCUGUAUAUAUACCAUAUAUGUUUACAAACAUUUCUCAGUGUAACUGUAUCCACAUUAAAAACAUGCUGUGUGUUUUGCACUUCUCUAGGUAGUUGCUUUUCCUGUUAUUUUCAAACUGUGUUUUUUUCUAUUUGUAUGUCCCUUUCAUAUACAGCAUUGAAGGAUUUAAUCUUUUGAAAGUAAUCAGGAAGACCCUUGAGGCACAGUUACGUCAAGGGAUCGCUGGGGUUAACAAUUGUUCUGCUGGCAUUCCUCAGUGGGUAUCAGUCUGGCCUUGUCUGAAAUGGUUGAUCAGUUUAUCCCCAUGACCCAUUCUCAUAAUGUAAAUAUACGCGAGAAUACUUUUUUGUUAUGGAACGAUAAUUUCAUACGAAACAUAAAAGUGUAUGCUUCUAUAAGCAAACUCUUUUCACCCUCAAUCAGAAAGCGAUUUCUUAAGGUGAGACUUCAAGGGCAGUUUUAAUAGGCUCUAUAUGUUAUCACAAAAGACCUGGGAGGCGGGAUGGGUAUCUCGAGUGUUAAUACUGGUUCAGACAUAGAUACUCAGUGACCUGGGGCUACGCAGCGCCCAGCACGGAGCAGGGAGACGUAUCACCCGGGUGUCCGUCUGACUGGAGUGCGGGAAAUGGAGAGAGAAAAAAACACGCCGAUUUGAAUUCCUUCACAAGCGUAGUCAGGCUGGAGAACAGAAAGCUACCAUCCUUCCAGCCGCGCCAGCCAAUGGUGGUGCACUAUCUUCUUUGGCAAUUGUUUCCAGGGCAGUGACACCGCCGACACCCCCUCCUCCGCGCGGCCUCUCCUUUCUCCCAGGUCCCGUUCGCGAGUCGCACUCGCGCAGCUCCCGAGUUAGCGAGCGCCGGCGUGACGUCACGGCCCGGGGUUUCCACUCUCCGGAUAGGCAGAGUGUGUGAGCUCGACGGCGUCAUGGCGGAGGCCGGCAGAGAGAGGACCCGUAACUGAUCUGGCUGCAAUCAACAAUCUUUCGAUUAAAGAAAGCCCGUGCUUCGGUAUCGAAAGGAGAAACUGGGGAAAAAAGCAUAUUAAUACCUCCCCCCGACCCUUCUGGCAGCCCGGAGGAGGAACCCUGAGGGAGCCGGGCUCUUACGAAACCCGAGUUUACAACCGAGCCGAAGUGGUACUCAGCAGCUCACAGCGACACAGGACCUGGCAAAGAAAACAGAAAUUGUUACAAAAAAAGGAGCCCGAGAAGUCGGACGGAGGCAGGCGACCCAGGAGGCUACCCGGAGCCGCUGAGGAGUCCUGGAUGAAGAAACCGCAGUCCCUGUAACGCUUCAGUCAUCAAAAGUGGUCUGGACCCGUUUGCGUUCUUCGAGCACCUGGCAGAGAAGGCCGUGGAACCGGAGCUGUUUCCGAUUUAAGAAAUGGAUGGGCGCAGCGACGAAGAAAGUGUGAGCAACAGCAGUGGGGAAUCCAGGUACGGUAUCGUGUCGUCUCUGUCGAAACAUCGAGUGCGCUGCUUGAAAGUGAAGAGCAGGAGAGGCACUGCCUGUGCUUUUCUUCGCCUUUUAGAGUUUGGAAAGCGCAGCAACCACACAUUUUACAGCGAUGGCAGCAGCAGCCAGUCGGGGAGCAGCGACUCGGGCAGCGGCUCGGACUCGGGCAGCCAGUCGGAAUCGGAGUCCGAGGAGUCCAAGGAGAAGAGCCAGCCGGAAAACAAAACCCAAAAAAUUGACGGGGCAGAGUUCUGGAAGUCCAACCCUAGUAUUCUGGCUGUGCAGCAGUCGGCCAUGCUCAGGAAACAGCAGCUUCAGCAGCAGCAGCAGCAGCAACAGCAGCAGCAAAGCUCAUCCAACAGUGGAUCAGAAGAGGAUUCAUCUAGUAGUGACGAAUCAGACGAUGACUCCUCAAGCCAGGCUAAGAGGAAAAAAAAGCGUAAAGAUGAGGACUGGCAAAUGUCUGGCUCUGUGUCUGGUUCCAGGUCAGGGUCCGGGUCUGGAUCGGGCUCCGGUUCAGAUUCUGGUUCUGACUCUUCAGAAGAAGGUGAAAACAGUGAUGAGAGUGUGUCUGACUAUGAGCCAAGUCACAAAAUCAAAAGCAGGAAGCCUCCAAACAGGACUAAUGCAAGAAAUGGUAAGAAAGGCAAAGCUCUGAAGAAGAAACCAGGAGGGUCGUCUUCGGAUGAAGAUGAUUACGACAAGAAGGGGCCGCGGCGGCAGGCUACUGUGAACGUGAGCUAUAAGGAAGACGACGAAAUGAAGACCGAUUCGGACGACCUAGUCGAAGUGUGCGGGGAGGACGUUCCGCAGCCUGAGGAAGAUGAGUUUGAAACUUUAGAAAAAGUGAUGGAAAUGAGAAUAGGGAGGAAAGGAGCUACUGGUGCUGCCACAACUGUGUAUGCGGUGGAGACAGAUGGGGAUCCCAACACUAACUUCAACCCAAACAAGGAGGCCGGGGAGCAGCAGUAUUUGAUUAAAUGGAAAGGAUGGUCUCACAUUCACAACACCUGGGAGACGGAAGAAACACUCAAACAGCAGAAUGUGAAAGGCAUGAAAAAACUGGACAACUUCAAGAAAAAAGAACAGGACAUAAAGCGAUGGUUAAAAUCGGCAUCUCCUGAAGACGUAGAAUAUUACAAUUGUCAACAGGAAUUGAUGGAUGACCUGUAUUCACAGUAUCGGAUCGUGGAAAGAAUAAUAGCUCAUUCUAAUCAGAAGUCGGCAGCUGGUUACCCGGACUAUUUGUGCAAGUGGCAGGGUCUUUCAUAUUCCGAGUGCAGCUGGGAGGAUGGGGCCCUCAUCUCCAGGAAAUUUCAGAAGUGCAUUGAUGAUUAUAUGAGCAGAAACCAAUCCAAGACUAUUCCCUUCAGAGACUGCAAGGUGUUAAAACAGAGACCUAGGUUUGUUCCCAUGAAGAAGCAGCCCCCCUAUAUUGGGGGGGACGGACUAGAGCUCAGAGAUUAUCAGUUGGAUAGCUUGAACUGGAUGGCACAUUCCUGGUGCAAGGGAAACAGCUGCAUCCUUGCUGAUGAAAUGGGUCUUGGAAAAACCAUACAAACUAUUUGCUUUCUCAACUAUAUGUUUAAUGAUCAUCAGUUGUAUGGCCCAUUCUUGUUGGUGGUACCCCUUUCUACUCUCACGUCCUGGCAGAGAGAGAUUCAGCUGUGGGCUCCCCAGAUGAACAUUGUUGUUUACCUGGGAGACAUCAACAGCAGAGGCAUGAUCAGAACACAUGAAUGGAUGCAUCCACAAAACAAGCGACUAAAGUUCAACAUUUUACUGACGACUUAUGAAAUUUUGCUGAAAGAUAAGACGUUCCUGGGUAAUGUGAACUGGGCCUUCAUUGGUGUUGAUGAAGCCCAUCGGUUGAAGAAUGAUGAUUCCCUUCUUUACAAGACUCUGAUUGACUUCAAGUCGAAUCACAGGCUUCUCAUCACUGGGACCCCCUUACAGAACUCUCUGAAGGAGCUCUGGUCUCUGCUGCAUUUCAUCAUGCCGGAAAAGUUUCAUUCCUGGGAGCUGUUUGAGGAAGAGCAUGGCAAAGGCAGGGACUCGGGCUACACGAGUCUCCACAAGGAGUUGGAGCCCUUCCUGCUGCGCCGUGUCAAAAAGGAUGUGGAGAAGUCUCUUCCUGCUAAAGUCGAGCAGAUACUGCGAGUGGAAAUGAGUGCAAUCCAAAAGCAGUACUACAAGUGGAUAUUGACCAGAAAUUACAAGGCCCUCAGCAAAGGCACGAAGGGCAGUACCUCAGGCUUCCUCAAUAUAAUGAUGGAGCUGAAAAAGUGUUGUAAUCAUUGCUACCUCAUUAAACCACCAGAGGAUAACGAGUUCUAUAACAGACAAGAGGCCUUACAGCACCUGAUCCGCAGCAGCGGGAAGCUGAUCCUGCUCGACAAGCUCCUGAUCCGCCUGAAAGAGCGAGGCCACCGGGUGCUCAUCUUCUCUCAGAUGGUGCGCAUGCUGGACAUUCUGGCGGAGUACUUGAAGAACCGGCAGUUCCUCUUCCAGAGACUGGAUGGAUCUAUUAAAGGAGAAAUGAGAAAACAAGCACUGGAUCAUUUUAAUGCAGAAGGGUCAGAUGAUUUCUGCUUCCUGCUGUCUACGAGAGCUGGUGGUUUGGGCAUAAACUUGGCUUCUGCAGAUACUGUGGUGAUAUUUGAUUCAGACUGGAAUCCUCAAAACGACUUGCAGGCACAAGCCAGAGCCCACAGGAUUGGGCAGAAAAAACAGGUUAACAUCUAUCGUCUUGUGACAAAGGGAUCAGUGGAGGAGGAAAUCAUAGAAAGGGCAAAGAAGAAGAUGGUUCUGGAUCAUCUGGUGAUCCAGAGAAUGGACACCACUGGAAAAACUGUGCUGCACACAGGCUCUGCCCCCUCCAGCUCCACUCCAUUCAAUAAAGAAGAGCUCUCUGCUAUCCUGAAGUUCGGCGCCGAGGAGCUCUUCAAAGAGCAGGAAGGAGAGGAGCAGGAGCCGCAGGAGAUGGAUAUUGAUGAAAUCCUGAAGCGAGCCGAAACCCGCGAGAACGAUCCAGGCCCGGCCACUGUAGGGGAAGAGCUGCUUUCACAGUUCAAGGUGGCUAAUUUCUCCACAAUGGAAGAUGAUGAGAUUGACCUUGAUGGGGAGCACAAUGGCAAGACCUGGGAUGAUAUCAUUCCUGAGGAGCAGCGAAAGAGGAUGGAGGAAGAGGAGAGGCAGAAAGAGUUGGAGGAAAUUUACUUGCUACCCAGAAUGAGAAACUGUGCCAAACAGAUAAGCUUUAAUGGUAAUGAAGGCAGGCGCAGCAGGAACCGAAGAUACUCUGGGUCAGACAGCGACUCAGUUUCAGGUAGAAAGCGUCCAAAAAAACGAGGGAGGCCUCGAACUAUUCCACGGGAAAACAUCAAAGGCUUCAGUGAUGCUGAAAUAAGAAGGUUCAUAAAGAGCUACAAAAAGUUUGGUGGACCUCUCGAAAGGCUUGAUGCAAUUGCCCGGGAUGCAGAAUUGGUGGACAAGUCUGAAUACGACCUCAAGCGACUAGCGGAAACAGUGCAUAAUGGCUGCAUAAAGGCAUUAAGAGAAAACUCCUCCGGCCCAGAAAAGACUGGAGGAGGGAGACGGGGGAAGGUGAAGGGGCCCACUUUCCGUAUCUCAGGAGUUCAGGUCAACGCGAAGUUGGUCAUCUCUCAUGAAGAGGAGUUGGCACCACUGCACAAGUCCAUUCCUGCUGAUCCUGAAGAGAGAAAAAGAUACACCAUCCCCUGUCAUUCAAAGGCAGCUCACUUUGAUGUUGAGUGGGGUAAAGAGGAUGAUUCUAACUUGCUCAUAGGCAUCUAUGAGUACGGGUAUGGGAGCUGGGAAAUGAUAAAAAUGGACCCAGAUCUCAACUUAACAAUAAAGCUAUUACCAGAUGACCCUGAUAAGAAACCACAGGCUAAACAGUUGCAGACCAGAGCUGACUACCUCAUUAAAUUACUGAGCAAAGACCUGGCCAAGAAGGAGGCCCAGAGACUAGCUGGAACGGCUAAUUCUAGGAAAAGGAAGCCAAGAAGCAAGAAGAACAAGGUGGUGAAGCCAGCAAAGGUGGAAGAAGUGAAGAGCGACUCCUCUCCACCUCCUUCAGAGAAGAGCACAGAGGAGGAGGAAGAGGAGGAGGAGGAAGAGGAGGAAAAGGAGGAGGUUACCCCAGUAAAGCCUCCCAGUAGAAGGGCUAAAGCUGAAAGAGUCACCAAGGAGAGCGAAGAAGAUCCUGAGCCCGAGGUUGUGACUAAAAAGGAGCCGGAAGAGAAGAAGGAAGUGAAAGAAAAGGAAAACAAAAAAGAAAAUAAGAAGGAUAAAAAAGAGGAAACCAGAGACACAAAAGAGAAGAAAGAAUGUAAGGAGAAAAAAGAAACUAAAUUGGUGGAACCUGUUAACAGAAAAGAAGAAGUCAAAGAAGAAAAGGUAACUGAAAUCAAAGCUGAAAACAAGGAGAAGUUGAAGAAGUUGGCUGACACACCGAUCCAUAUUACUGCCAGUGGGGAUACUGUACCCAUUUCUGAGGAAUCUGAGGAGCUGGAUCAGAAAACGUUCAGUGUGUGUAAAGAGAGAAUGCGGCCGGUGAAGGCAGCGCUGAAGCAGCUGGAUCGACCAGAAAAAGGUCUUUCUGAGAGGGAGCAGCUCGAGCACACUAGACAGUGCCUGAUCAAAAUUGGAGAUCACAUCACUGAGUGUCUGAAGGAGUACACAAACCCAGAACAGAUAAAACAGUGGAGAAAAAAUCUAUGGAUAUUUGUCUCAAAGUUUACAGAAUUUGAUGCUAGAAAACUACAUAAGCUUUAUAAACACGCCAUUAAGAAAAGACAGGAAAGUGCUCAGGCAGCUGAUCAGAAUGUUACUACUGUAAACACAGUUGGCUUAAAGCAUGCAGAUGUAGAAAGGCUAAAGGACAACUCUCAGCAUGAUGACAGCAGCAGGGAUAGCUAUACCUCAGAGAGGCACCACUCGUCACAUUACCACGACCACCAUAAGGACCGGCACGGAGGAGAUCCGUACAGGAAAAGCGAUUCUUCGAGGAAGAGACCUUAUUCCGCAUUCAGCAAUGGCAAGGACCACCGGGACAGGGAUCACUACAGGCAAGACAACAGAUACUACAGUGACAGCAAGCACCGAAAGCUGGAAGAUCACAGGAGUCGAGACCACAGGUCAGGCUUGGAAGGCAUCAUGAAAGAAAGGUCACACGCUGACCACCGUUCUCAUUCAGACCACAGAUCGCAUUCUGACCACAGGUCCAGCACAGAUUAUGGGCACCACAAGACCUCGCGUGAUUACAGGUACCAUUCGGACUGGCAGAUGGACCACAGGGCUUCUGGGAGUGGCCCAAGGUCCCCCCGGGACCAGAGGUCUCCCUAUGACUCAAGGUCUCCUCUUGGACACAGGUCGCCUUUUGAGUACUCAUCUGACCACAAAAGCACACCAGAGCAAAUCUGGUGUAACCGCAAGACAUAACACAAGCUAAGAUGUCGUAUCUGGACUUUUAUUAGCCAUAGAAAACAGUUAAAACACAGUAAAUGCCUUAUGUGACUUGUGAAAGCUCUCUGGACGGUGGUGUGAUUUUCAAGGGGCAGAACGGCUUCUUCUUUCCAGGUUGCGAGGUGUAAUAUCCCAUUUAAAGAAAAAGAAAAAUAUUUUUGUAUUUAAGGGUAAUGCUGCACUGUGCCACGGAAGCUGUGGCAUUUUUUUUUAAAUGGAUGACUUGUUUACUUCUACACAACAAACCUGAACGCUGCCCAUCCCCCACAAGACUGGAUCGUGGUUAUUGAUUUUCACUUUUUAUGUGGUCUCUGGUUUAUUUAAAAACUGUCUAACAAUAAAGAACGUAAUAUAUCUGUAUCAUUAAUCAUACCCAAGAAUGGAAUAAAGGGUUUUUAAAAUGACCUGAAGGACUUCGGCUCACCUUCCAAAGUAACUUGUUUACAGUGUAAAUUGUGACCACCUUGCCGAUUUUUGCAUCAUGCUUGAAUAUUUAAUUUCUGUACUUUCCACUGUAAAAUAACCUGGAUUAUUUUAUUUUUUGUGAUCAAUUUAAAAUGCCUUUUUUAUAAAUGUUCUGCUGUAAAUUAUUGUAAAAUACGUAAUUGAAUGGGCUUUUUCUUCUCAGGCUUUUUUUUUUAUUUGUUUUUGACUGUUUCCCUUUCCUCACCAACUCAGGCCUUCUUGUCAGUCAUGAAUUUCUCAGUUUCUUAUUAUAUGCUAGUCUCAACGAAUCACUGUUCAGAAUGUAACACUGGGGAAAGGAAACUGUAUUCCAUUAUGUACUCCUUUAGUGUCCCCUUUGUUCUCUUAGGUCUUUAUUUACUUUUUUGUUCAGUUGUCAGUGUUGUGAAAUAGUAGUUUUGAAAAGAUAAAAGCCUUUCAUUUUAAUUCCAGCUUGUGAUAUCAAAUUGUGGAAAUGGUCAACAACAGAUAGAGAUACCAGUUAGCUCUCAAAUGAAAAUUUUAGUGUGUCCAUUUUGUUUUUCUUUUAUAAUAUAGGCAAUAAUAUCAAUUGUUCUAUGCAGCCAAAUGUAUUUCUGGUAAUGUCUGGGCAAAUUGAAAGAUACUGUUACAGUGCACACUGUUGUAUAUAGAUUCCUUCUAUAUAUUACAAAUUAAAUUUACACAGAAAAAUGCAUGGGUUUUUCUUUUAUAUGGUAUUAUGACGUCAUUAAGCCCGAUCACUGUAUUCACUUUUAAUGUUAAAUUGUGAAAAAAAAAAACUUUGGCAUUCUGUACAAGCCACAGUAUUUAGGUUUUGUAAUUUUGUGUUGAAGGAAAAAUACCAUGAGUGGUGAUGGGUGGGUUAAAGUUUUACCCUGCUUAUCGACUAGAUCAAGAGUUUUUUUUAAACUGCCUCAGACACCUCCAAGUUGUAUUUAACCACUACAACAAAUCUCAGGGAAUUCAGUACCAACGUUCGUCUUCUUCAUACCAAAUUAUUGGUCAACAGAAGAAAAAUUCGGACAGGAAUUCAAAUACCCCUUCUCCACUGCAUAAACAGGCCUCAGAGGGUUGGGCAAUUACUGAGCCCAGUUUUUUUUUCCCCAUUAACUGCAGACUGCUUGCUGUGAUGAUAAAGCUGGGAAAAAUAAAAUAUAGGCGAAAGGCUCAGAAUUUUUCCUUUCCAAAAUACGUUAACUCAGUCUUUCUAGCUGAAGUAACUUUUUGUUUUCACUAGCGCAGCAUUUUCUUAACGAAGCACAACACCACUGUGUAAAAGUGAAGCUAAGUACUGCAUCUUCCAAUCCAUCGCACUUCAGGUUUUUUUUAUCACAAAAGGAAACUUAAUCGUUUUUGUGCUUAGACCUUGUAAGGGCAUGGAUUUGAGUGUCUGAUGUCUAACCACUAUUUUUUGACAUUUUACAAACUGAACACUUACAGUGCAAAUGUACUUUUUUAUGCCUUUUGAUGUUUCAGUGCAUGAAAUGACAAAAAGUAAUUUAUAUUUUAAGUGUACUGUUACAUGAUCUUUUUAUUAAGAGGCAGAUGACUAACUUGAGAGGUAGUGCCGUGAGUUUUUACUAUGAGAUAGUUAUCAACUCUGAGUUCCUUCGGGUAGUUUAGUCUAUAGUUUAUGGAAGGAACAAAGUUGCACCAGGGGGCGCUCUCUAUCCAUGGGUUUUAUUUUAAGAAUAAAGUGCUUUUCUUAGCUGUCAAGUAGUGUUUUUUAAAAAUACUUUUUUGAUCGAAAUGUCCUCUUUAGUGAUGCAAAGUAAUCAAAAGUUUACUUUUUUGUUUAAAUAUUUUGCUUUGGUACUAGGCAUAGAUUAUCAGUACACUAAGAUCUUGUCUUCAUGUGGUACUAUAAAAUCCGUUUUCAGUGUGUCUAUUGGUAUUUAUUUUAAAACAUCAAUAUAUGUAGCACUGUAUUCUGAAGUGCUAUAAAUGUUUUUGUCUUUAUAAAAAAGUCCUGUUUCAGUAGUAGGUGUAUA
Lepisosteus oculatus (spotted gar) is the source of this 9634-nucleotide messenger RNA. NCBI's taxonomy places the organism in Eukaryota, Metazoa, Chordata, Actinopteri, Semionotiformes, Lepisosteidae. The record is from RefSeq and is a predicted model, not a curated record.